Messenger RNA from Corapipo altera (White-ruffed manakin), 1506 nucleotides. It is a transcript of the gene B9D1, whose product is annotated as B9 domain containing 1. The transcript is spliced from 7 exons. The record is from RefSeq and is a predicted model, not a curated record. The coding region runs from base 14 to 646 and encodes 210 amino acids. Lineage: Eukaryota; Metazoa; Chordata; Aves; Passeriformes; Pipridae. Gene Ontology annotation, cellular component: MKS complex. Gene Ontology annotation, biological process: cilium assembly.
CCCGUCCGUCCCCAUGGCAACGGGCGCGGCCGCCAUGGCGGCGCCCAGCGUGUUCCUGCUGGCCGUGAGCGGGGAGAUCGAGAGCGGGCAGUUCCCUGGAUUUGACGACCUCUACUGCAAGUUCUGCUUCGUCUACGGCCAGGACUGGGUUCCCACCGCGGGUCUGGAGGAGGGAAUCUCCCAGAUCACCUCCAAGAGCGACGUCUCGCCCACCACGCUCGUGUGGAACUUCCCCAUCGACAUCACCUUCAAGAGCACCAACCCUUUUGGCUGGCCACAGAUUGUGCUGAGUGUUUACGGGCCUGACUUCUUUGGACACGACGUGGUCAGAGGUUAUGGAGCUGUUCACGUGCCCUUCACACCUGGAAGGCACAGAAGAACCAUUGCUAUGUUUGUUCCAGAGUCCACAUCAAGGCUGCAGCAGUUUACAAGUUGGCUCACAGGGAGACGCCCGGAGUUUACUGACCCCAAAGUUGUGGCACAGGGAGAGGGACGAGAAGUGACGAGGGUGAGAUCCCAAGGCUUUGUGACCAUUUCCUUCAACAUCAUGACCAAGGACCUGAAGAAGUUGGGCUACGACGUGACCCCCAGUGAGCUGCAGAGCCCCUCCCUGGGGCCUGGGGCACAAGGGCUCCACAAGUACUGAACUGUGCCAGGAGGUGCUCAAAAGGCUCACAGAGAAGUUGAGCAAUUGUGGCUUUUUAGGGAAAGGGGGAGCUGGUUAAACUGAGGGAAUUAUUCCAAAAGAAACACAAGCCCGUGAGGCUUUGGAAUAACUACCAGGUACAGUCCUUUCAGUAAGUUACAGGUUGAAGUAUUAUGUAAAUUAAUGCCAUCAGAUUAUAUUUGGCAUUUUUAGGAGCAGUAUCAGACUGUCUCACAGUCUGGGACAAAAUGUUUUUAUAACAGCCUUUUGUACACUUUUUAUAUAAUAAUGAAAUGGAAAGUUCACGGUUGCAGCAGUUUUCCCGUGGUUAAAAAAAUCAAGAUGCAAUCAACAGCAAACCCUGUUCUUUUUAGCAAUUUUGGGGGUUUUUUGUGGUACAAAUGGGGAACUGAAAUUAUUACACCUUCCAAAAACAGUCCAGUGAAAUGCACCCCCCUCUGAGCAUUUCUUUUAGGCUGAAUAAACCCAAUUGUAUAAAUAUAUUUAUUUGUCUUUCUGCUGCUUGGGGCUUUUGUUUGUGCCCUAAAUCAUCCAGGCUCUGCUCUUACAGGCACAGGAGAGAAAGAAGUGCAUGUAACAAUGGAAUGACUAAUUGCUUAGUCAUCUUCAGAUUGAAUUUUGGGCAUGUAACCUCUUGUGUUUGACUGCAAAUCCCAGGAGGUGCCUGGGAGAGUGAGGAUACCACCCUGGAAGUGAACUACCAAGGCCUCAAACUGUAGAAACACAAGUAAUAACACACAGUGAGGAACCACAAAGCCUCCAGGACAAAGAAUCCAGGCAGAGAUUGUUCUUAUUUCAUGCUGAGCAGCGAGAUUGAAUAAAUAGCAUUUCUGAAAACA